Messenger RNA from Notothenia coriiceps (black rockcod), 329 nucleotides. RefSeq names its product chromodomain-helicase-DNA-binding protein 4. The transcript is spliced from 2 exons. Lineage: Eukaryota; Metazoa; Chordata; Actinopteri; Perciformes; Nototheniidae. The record is from RefSeq and is a predicted model, not a curated record. The annotation marks the transcript as partial.
UCCUGCAGGGUUCUGCCUCGGCCAACGCGGCGCUCUCGGCUGCCAGCGUGGCUGCAGCCGUGGAGAACAUGGUGGUCCCGGGGACUGACGGAUGCUCGGAGACCGGAGCCGCUGCUUCACCUCCUGCUCCAACACCCCCUGCUGCUGCUGCACCCCCCGCCCCCCCCGCACCCCCGCUCCGCAAGGCCAAGACCAAAGAGGGCAAAGGUCCAAACGCUCGCAAGAAGUCAAGGCCCGCUGCGAAGCCUGCACCGAAACCCAAACCUAAGAAGGUGGCUCCGCUCAAGAUCAAACUAGGAGGCCUGAACAGCAAGAGGAAGCGCUCAUCU